AAAAGACUCCUGGAAGGAUCCUCUCAUUUUGAGCAAUGGCGGUGGUUCUCAAUGCGCGGAGCGAUGCUCUCCAAGUAGAGUGCUCUCAAGUGGUGAUCGAUGGCAUCGAAUGCACCGAGACCAUUGUCAAAUGGACGGGUGUAGCGAGCCACUCAAUCAUAGAGGAGUCCUUCGAGCUCUACCCGGACCGUGCUUUGGAUCAGCUGCUGUGCCUGCACCGCCACAAGCCGCCCUGGACAGCACCUGCGCUCCGCAACAAGCUCUCGGAGAUUCCCCCGGAGACUCUUUUCGUUUUGGCACGCUCAAGCUCCGGUACUUUGCUGCUGUGCCCCCUGGCGCACAGGGGCUCGAGCUCAAGCUGCUGCCUUCGAGGGAGCGCUCGAGGGCUGGAUGACUUUGAGCUGGUGUCCCUCAGAGAUUCGUCCUGCACUGCCGCGUUGCUCCUUUUAGCCCUUGAGCUGCCGCCCCACGUGAUGGCCAGCACCGCCGCCUCCUGGGCCGCGGAGCGCGUGGCGGCGCGCGUGGGCGGAGCGAGGCUUCGGCGGGAGAAGAGGCUGCCCUCUUUGUUUACUCGCUGGGGCUGGUGCAGCUGGGAUGCUCAUGGAGUUCAAGUGCAACGAUGGCAGUUGGAAGCCAUGAGCAAACACCAUCCAGCGUGGAUGGUCUUAGAUGAUGGCUGGCAGGAGGAGGUGCGCCCCGAAGAGUGGCGCCAAUGGCUCCACACGCCCCAGAGCCGCUUUGGGGCGAAAGACUUUGAUCUCAAAGAGCUCACGAGCCAGCUCUCAAAGGAUUCGAUCAAGCUUUUGGUAUGGCAUACUCUCCUCGGCUACUGGGGCGGCGUGGCUCCCGAGCGCGGCUUCCGCACCCGAAACCUGCGGCCGUGGUGGCCCAGUGGCCUACGGGAAGGAUGCCCAGGCGAGGUGGAUGUGUGGGAAGGUGACUUUUCGCCCCUGGAGAAGGAGGACUUCCUUCGCUUCUACCGUGAGUUCUAUGAAACGUUGGCCUCGGCGGGCGUGGCGGGCGUGAAAUGUGAUGGCCAAUUCCUCGCGGAGGUGCUGGUAGGCCCCAGUGGCGCGCAAGAGCUGGCUGCAGCGCAGGAAAAGGCCUUGGCGGCCUUUGGCCCUUCAGAUGUGCCUGUGAUCAGUUGUAUGUCCAUGACCCUCCCUAUGGUGCAUGGGGGCUCAGCAGUGCUGGCUCGCGUCUCGGACGACCACGCGUAUCCGGGAGUGCCAGAGGAUGCUGCGUCGGUCGCACGUCACAUUUGGCAUUGCUCCACCAACUCGAUUUGGUUGGCUCCGUUUGUUCACUGUGAUUGGGACAUGCUGAAGACUAGCGAGUGGCACGGCACUAUCCAUGCCGUAGCACGAGCGGUGGCAGGGUGUCCAGUCUACACCAGCGAUCCGGCCGAGCACUUCAACCUCGAGAUCUUGCGCCCCUUGCUGCUCCCAGGCAGCGAUCAGGUGUGCCCGUGCCUGCACGCUGGCUUGCCAAUCGACCGUCAGAUCUUCCAGGACCCGACAGUGAACAGGCGCCCCUGGUGGCUCCUCAACUCCACCGCGGGCGGUUUCAUGGCCGCCGCCUUCGGGCUGUGCGACACUGGAGCUGAGGAGAUGACCGAAACCUUGUAUCCCCUGGACUGCCAUUUGGUCAAGGAGCACGCUUGCCUCCAAGUAAGCUUGGAGGGACUGGGGCACGCUGCGCCCUUCAGCGACGCGGGCUGGGAUGUGCGUAUGCACUACAUGGGUUUCGCAGUUCUGGCACUGGCCCCCAUCUUGGACUUUGGUGAGCACCGAGUGGCGAUCUUCGGCCUGUCAGGCCUUUGGAACCCCACGGGCAGCCUGCUGGGCCGAUGGACGGAUCCAGAAGGGCUGCAUGUGCAGCUGCAUUGUGCGGGCCAGCUGCUUCUUUGGAGUUCGGGCACCUUUCAGACUACCAUUGAUGGGUGCCAGGUGACUUUGAGUGGCGGCCUUAAUGCCGCUGCUUGGACAUUAAGUCUAGGUUCAGCAACAAUUUGAGUGGAUUUUUCCGCAGAAUUUUGGGAGUAGCCGAGUGUAGUCAUAGAAUGUCAAAGGCAUGUCAAUGCCAAAGGCAGCUGUGUAUCCGAAACAUCAAACCAGGCUAUGGUCACAUGUUCCACUGCUCGAACCCCUUUUCCUUCGCAUUGGCCCACCUGUAAGCGUUCUGCGCGCCGGAGGUUCCGCUGAAUCAAAAGGAGGUGGUAUUUGCAUUGGGCUGAUGUCGUUUGCGAAUGUCAUCAGUGAUCAUCCGGGUCCAGGGGCCCCGAUCUCGACCCUCCAUCCACGACGAGUAGAUGCCCACGGUCCAUGAGAGGUAAGUAGAUGUGAAACGACGGCCCAGUGCGACAGCCCACCGGAGUGGC
This is a messenger RNA of Durusdinium trenchii, 2380 nucleotides long. The record is from the annotation of a GenBank genome assembly. Lineage: Eukaryota; Dinophyceae; Suessiales; Symbiodiniaceae.